Lindgomyces ingoldianus is the source of this 321-nucleotide messenger RNA. RefSeq lists its product as uncharacterized. NCBI's taxonomy places the organism in Eukaryota, Fungi, Ascomycota, Dothideomycetes, Pleosporales, Lindgomycetaceae. The annotation marks the transcript as partial. The record is from RefSeq and is a predicted model, not a curated record. The transcript has a single exon.
CUCGAAGGUAUAAUAUCUCUCACCACCAACCUUGUCGGCUCCAUCGACCAAGCCUUCAAAUCCCGUAUCUACCUCUCCCUCUCCAACCCUCGUCUCAACCCGCAAGCUCGCCGCCGCAUCUGGGAAAACUUCAUCAAGAAGGGCUUUUCCGAGUACCAGCUACGAUGGGUGAACAAUAAGUUUCUAGACACGGUGGCCAAGGAGGAAAUCAGAGCGCUAAAUCCAGAAUAUCGCCGCAUGGCAUAUGCACUUGCUGUUAACGCAAUGAGAGGUGCAGCCGGAGGACAUCACGGUGGGACUAGAGGCGCUAAAGGAUUUUGA